Messenger RNA from Sphenostylis stenocarpa, 975 nucleotides. Lineage: Eukaryota; Viridiplantae; Streptophyta; Magnoliopsida; Fabales; Fabaceae. The record is from the annotation of a GenBank genome assembly.
AUGGGAAAAGCAAGGGACAGAACCGAGGAUUUCAAAGAUGCCGUGCGCCAAACCGCUCGCUCUUUGGGCUACGACGAGGCUAAAUUGGCGUCAAUUAUGGCAUCUUUCAUUAUUCAUAAACCCCCGCAAAGAUCUUCACUUUUCAAAGCCGCAUUGAAGACGUUAGAGCGUAUUGGAGAGCUGGAUCAGUUUUUGUUGAAGCAUAGAAAGGACUAUACGGAUCUGCAUCGCUCCACAGAGAAGGAAAGAGAUAGCAUCGAGCAUGAAGUUAGUACUUUUGUUAAAACAUGCCAGGAACAAAUUGAUAUUCUUAUGAAUAGUAUAAAUCAAGAAGAGGAAACUUCGAAAGGUUGGCUUGGCAUUGCGACUACAAAAUCUAAUGCCGACACCAUUGCCCACAAACAUGGGGUGGUUCUAAUCUUAAGCGAGAGACUUCAUACAGUUACUGCACAGUUUGAUCAGCUUAGAGCUGUACGCUUCCAGGAUGCUAUUAACAAAACAAUACCACGGAGAAAACUUAAGCGUGUAGCCAGAAAAGAUUCUGCAGAAACCUCUAAAUCAGAUGACAUGGAGCUCAGAGAACCCGAAGAGUUACGUGCUGAGCCUCUAAGAGUCCAACAACAACUCUUGGAGGAUGAAACACGUGCCCUGCAGAUGGAAUUGAUUGGUCAUAUCGACAUAGUUCAAGAAACGGAAACUAAGAUGGUGGAAGUGUCUGCACUGAAUCACCUCAUGUCUACUCAUGUUUUGCAACAAGCUCAGCAAAUUGAGCUUCUUUAUGAGCAGGCUGUUGAAGCCACUAAGAAUGUUGAGUUUGGCAACAAAGAACUAUCACAGGCCGUUCAGCGGAAUAGCAGCAGCAGGACAUUUCUUCUCCUGUUUCUAUUUGUGCUUAUUUUUUCUGUCCUCUUUCUUGAUUGGAAGGCAUCUCUUUCUAGAUGUGAUGUUUGUUUAGUAGAUAAAGAAAUUCAGUAA